Anopheles maculipalpis is the source of this 1973-nucleotide messenger RNA. RefSeq names its product polypeptide N-acetylgalactosaminyltransferase 5 (gene Pgant5). The transcript has 10 exons. Gene Ontology annotation, cellular component: Golgi apparatus. Bases 1 to 1971 code for a protein of 656 amino acids. The record is from RefSeq and is a predicted model, not a curated record. NCBI's taxonomy places the organism in Eukaryota, Metazoa, Arthropoda, Insecta, Diptera, Culicidae.
AUGUCCGUUGUAAGCUUAAAUAGAAUGUUUCGGGGGAAGCUUCGCACGAAUACCUGCCGAAUCGUGGUGCUGACUUCGCUCGUAUGGCUGUUGAUCGAUGUGAUACUGAUAGUAAAAUAUGCCGACUGUCCGAGUACGGGUGGCGGUACUAGCUGGCUUUGCAAACGAAACGAUGGAGCGUAUGAUGUAGAGGUACCACAUGCAGCACGACAGUCGCAGCAGCAGCGAAGGGCGGCUGCCCCAGAGGACGACGAUCCCAUCGUGGAUGUGGAGGAGAUUGACACCAACUCGAACAACUUUGGCGAUCCGGGUGGCUAUGGUGGUGGUGGCGGUGGUGGCAGUCGCGAUACCGACAGUUCAAUGCCUCGCACGUACCGGCCACAGGAUCUGAAGAAAUGGCGCCCGGCACCAACGGUCGUCGAAAAUUACGGUCGACCCGGAGAGAUGGGUAAACCGGUUAAAAUUCCGUCUAACCAGCAGGAGCUGAUGAAGGAAAAGUUCAAAGAGAAUCAAUUCAAUCUCCUCGCCAGUGACAUGAUCUGGCUGAAUCGAUCGCUCACCGAUGUGCGCCAUCACGACUGUAAAAAGAAACACUAUUCUGCGAAGCUGCCAACGACGUCCAUCGUGAUUGUGUUUCACAAUGAAGCCUGGAGCACGCUGCUCCGCACGAUAUGGAGUGUGAUAAAUCGGUCGCCCCGGCCAUUGCUGAAGGAAAUCAUCCUCGUCGAUGACGCCAGCGAGCGGGAACAUUUGGGCCGCCAGCUGGAAGAGUACGUUAGCACGCUGCCCGUACCAACGUUUGUCCUGCGGACCGGCAAACGAUCCGGUCUGAUCCGUGCCAGACUGCUCGGUGCCAAACAUGUUAAGGGACAAGUGAUCACAUUCCUAGAUGCACACUGCGAGUGUACGGAGGGUUGGCUCGAGCCACUGUUGGCGCGCAUCGUACUGGACCGUAAGACCGUCGUUUGUCCCAUCAUCGACGUGAUAUCGGACGAAACGUUCGAGUACGUGACGGCGUCCGACCAGACGUGGGGAGGAUUUAACUGGAAGCUAAACUUCCGAUGGUACCGGGUCCCGGCACGGGAAAUGCAGCGACGCAAUCACGACCGAACAGCACCACUGCGGACGCCAACGAUGGCUGGUGGACUGUUUUCGAUCGAUCGGGAUUAUUUCUACGAAAUCGGUUCCUACGACGAAGGCAUGGACAUUUGGGGUGGUGAAAAUCUGGAAAUGUCUUUCCGGGUGUGGAUGUGCGGUGGAACGCUAGAGAUUGCGCCCUGUUCCCGCGUCGGGCACGUCUUCCGGAAGUCGACGCCGUACUCGUUCCCGGGCGGUACCUCGCAGAUAGUUAACAAAAACAAUGCACGCCUGGCCGAAGUGUGGCUCGAUGGUUGGAGCGAAUUUUACUACAACAUUAACCCAGGCGCUCGGAAAGCGUCCGCUGGAGAUGUCAGCGAAAGGCGAGCCCUUCGAGAGCGGCUAAAGUGUAAGAGCUUCCGAUGGUACCUGGAAAAUAUUUAUCCAGAAAGUCAGAUGCCUCUGGAUUACUAUUUCCUUGGAGAGAUUCGCAAUGAAGAGACACACAACUGUCUCGACACGAUGGGCCGUAAGUCAAAUGAAAAAAUCGGCAGCAGCUACUGUCACGGUUUGGGCGGCAAUCAGGUGUUUGCGUACACCAAACGGCACCAGAUCAUGUCGGACGACAAUUGUCUCGAUGCAUCAAACGCCCUCGGCCCGGUUAAUCUGGUCCGGUGUCACGGAAUGGGCGGUAAUCAGGAAUGGGUAUACGAUGAAGAGGAAAAGACUAUCAAGCACGUUAACAGCGGCAACUGUUUAACACGUCCCUCGCGCGAAGACCCAUCCACACCGUUGCUCCGACCGUGCAACUAUUCGCCCGGUCAGCAGUGGCUAAUGCAGUCUAAGUUCAAGUGGCAAGCACACAACGACAAUCGCAUCGGUGAGGACAGAUAAAA